ACUGAUAACAGCUGUUGUCACGUGUUAGUUUCAAAUUAAGUUCGUUUUCAUACUUAUAGACCUUUUAUAUCCAGUUAAAAUCGACUCAGUAACUAGCACUUUACUUCCUAAUAUCCACUUAUGCUUCUUCCGGUCUAUUUAAUCUGUCGAGUUACGAUGCAGUAGAAUUUUCCUAACAUAGCUGUGUUAAGAAUGAUAAAUGUUAUAUCUGGUUUACCAAAUCCUUAUAUAGAAAACCAUUCCGCCUGCCUGUUUUAUGGCAUUAUCCAUACAAAGUCAAAUUCUUUAGAAAGCUGAUUGUUAGCAGCGCUUGUCGAAAACAGGCUUCAUAUAAUAACUUCAGUGCGUCAUGAAUUACGAUGGUUAUACUAAUAUUUACCACCCCAGUUCUAAGAAACCGGGAUACUACAACCCGUCCGAAAUGCAAUUCAGUCAGUUUUCAUAUGAAAAUCCAAAUCUAAUACCGUCCCAACCUAUCAAUCUUCCAUUCUCACAAGUACAAUAUUCCUCUGGUGCGAUAUAUGAAGAAAAAGAAGAGGAUUACGAAAAUGAACCACCUCUGUUAGAAGAACUUGGUAUCAACUUUAGUCACAUUGUACAAAAGACAUCAUCUGUCCUCCUUCCUUUUAAGGAAAGUUCUCAAGAAGUGCUUGACGAUACAGAUUUGGCCGGACCUUUAGUUUUCUGCCUGCUAUUUGGUUGCACUUUAAUGCUUGCUGGAAAAAUUCACUUCAAUUAUAUCUAUGGAUUAGGCGUAUUUGGUUGCUUAGGUAUUUACCUCCUGUUAUCAGUUAUGACGCCUAGAGGAGUUACACCAACUUGUGUCAUUUCAACAUUAGGAUAUUGUCUACUUCCAAUGUGUCUUCUAUCUUCAUUUGGGAUUGUAUUUUCUCUAAAAAGUAUACUAGGUGUCGUAUUAACAGCGACUGUCGUUUCGUGGUGCACAAUCACUUCUAGUAAAUUGUUUGUUCGCAGUUUGGAUAUGCAACACCAACGCAUUCUUGUGGCGUAUCCAUGCGCUUUAGUGUAUUGUGUAUUUGCACUCUUAGUUGUGUUUUGAUUUGCUUAAUGUUAUUUAAACCAUUGGAUGCAUAGCUGUCAGACUUGCUGAUGAAAAACCUUAAGAUCUGUAAUAUUUAUCAUGUGAGAAAGAUACACUUUUCCAAUUAAAAUAUUCAUUACAAAUAGAAUUAUGUUUGUUUAUGAGACACUGUUAAAAAUAUACUGUGUUUCACUUGG
Schistosoma rodhaini is the source of this 1239-nucleotide messenger RNA. Lineage: Eukaryota; Metazoa; Platyhelminthes; Trematoda; Strigeidida; Schistosomatidae. The record is from the annotation of a GenBank genome assembly.